AUGAAUUUACGGUACCAAGCAACGUUUUGUAUCAUAUUUUUACUAUGUGCCAGUAUUACUCUUGGAGAAGAUUUCGACUUCAUACCAGAGGCGAACGACGAUGUAGAGCCCCUAGCAGCAGAACCGCUGAAAAUAGUUAGCAACACUAAAAUAGUUUACCAUAAGUAUGGCCUUAUAUGUCCGCCAACAGCGAAAAAGGUUAGGCUGUCCCUCAUUCUACUAUCUGAAAACUGGAAACAAAUCACCGCACAUCUGAAGAAACGCACAAUUACUACACUGUCCGAGUAUUUCCUUGUGCCAGAGGAAUUGUUCACUGUCCAAAGCAUAAAAGACAGCGACCUGUGCCAUAUAAUGGAAACAGCCAGCCAACAUGGCAAAAGUAUUUCACCUACUGGAAAAACGUUUGAAUUGAUUGGAUUUACGAUCGGUUGCGAUGAUGCUAUGUCGAAGUUUUCGAAAAAAGUGUUCGGAAAUAUAGAAAAUCAGAUGGAAGACAUCAAAGGCUUCACGGAGCUAGAUUUUGUCUCGUGGAUCAUCUGGAAGGAAUCGAAAUCCUCGCAGUUGAUGAAACGCAGGCCUAAACGGGAAGUGGAUGACGAUGAUUAUAACUACGAUUACGACGACGAGAAUGACGAUGAUGACGAAGGUGAAACAACGGAAGUUCCUCAUGCUCAUCGGCAUCAUCAUGGUUCAAACGAGAAUACGACAACACAGCGCUCUACAGUGUCCUUUACGACACCCAAACAAGACGGUACGGCUACAGUGAAGGAAGUAGAAUACGAGAACUACGACGAUGAGUACGAUGACGAGGAAGAAGGUGCAGAGCCGACAACAGUCAGCACCAUACCGGAUCCUCGAAGUGUAGCUUCAACCACGGAGAAAACAUUGCCACAGUCUACGGAGGCUUCUACUACUUCGAGUUCAACACCAGAAACAACCUUUACGACACCCACAACAACAACAACAACGAAAGCAGCAACGACUUCCACCAUGGCACCAACCACAACGACUGAGGCUCCGGCGACAACGACGACCGUUUUGACCACGGAGUUGGAUGAGCCGACCAAUCUGUCGCCGAUCAUUAAGAACCGAAUUCCCAAGCAGGCCAUCAUUGCCGGAAAAGUUUUCAACUAUCAGAUACCGUUGGAAACAUUCUACGACAACGAGGAUGGCAACAAUCUGCGGCUGGAGCUGUUGGAUGGUCGGGAGCAACCUCUUAAACACUACUCCUGGAUUCAGUUCAAUGCGGACACGAAAGAGAUCUAUGGGCUACCACUCGAGAAGGACGUGUCGAAAUGGCCGUACAAGUUACGCGCCACCGAUUCGGGCAACCAAACGGUCACGGAAACCGUUGACAUCAUGGUGCAGCAGCACAAAUCGCACCGCAGCGUAAACCACGAAAUCAGCCUCGCGUUAAAGCUGAACCGUAAGUUCACGAGUAACGUGGAUUGGCAGAUCGAAACCAUUCGUGGCAUCGCCACCGUGCUGGGCGACGCAUCCCUGGGGAACAUUGUAGUGCGCGACAUACGCAACAGCUUGCAGGACCCGAACGUGGCCACUUUCGUGUACACCAACGAAACACUGCCGAAGGACCGGUGUCCGGAGGAAAAGUUGGACGAACUGCUGGUUCGCUUGACCGAGCAGGCACUCAACGACGCACUGCGACCGGACAUCACGGUAAAGUCCGUUCAGGGCCAGCAAAUCGGACAGUGCACGAAGCCGACGCUUCCGAAAGUGAAACCGACACUGAGCAUUUCGCGCAACUUUGCACCGCAAGCGCGCAACCAGGUCGAUCAGGUCAAUGCCACCGUAGGACAUCUGCUCGUAUUCAAAGUACCGGCGGACACAUUCUACGAUCCGGAGGAUGGUAAUGAGCUGAAACUGAAGCUACUUACGACCGAGCGCAACACUCUCGAUCCUUAUCACUGGUUGCAGUUCGAUAACAAGAACCAGGAAUUCUACGGCGUACCACGGCCAAAUGACAUCGGCCGAAAGGAAUACCUUCUGAUGGCCGAAGACCGCGAGGGACUGACGGCGACGGAUGCGCUGGUAGUAGUGGUCAAUCCACACCACAAACGCGACUACAGCGUUCUUUUCGAACUUACGCUCGAUACUACGCACGAGCAAUUCAGCACGGCGCAGGCUCAGCGGCGGUUCAUCGAGCGGCUGGCGCUGGUGUUUGGUGACCCGUCGACAAACUACAUCAAGAUACACCACAUUCGCCCCAUCCACCACACCGGCCAGGUGCAGGUGUCCUUCUUCAACACAACGCUCAACCGGCAGCACCAAAGGUGCCCGCAGGAGGAGAUCGAGGCGCUUCGUAACAUUCUGCUGCACCAGGACAGCACCAUCCGGGCGAAAGUACGCGAAACACUCACUCAGGAGUUUAGUCUGCAGAACGUGAGCCUAGUUCCACUGGACAACUGUCACGGUUUCGACACACCACACCAUCCCACGAGCGAACCUGAGAAGGCCGCUCCGCCACCAAUUUCUAAAGAUGAUUACCUACUUACGUUCGUCCUGCCGACGGUCAUCAUACUGAUCAUGCUGUUGAUCGCGUUCAUCAUCGCGUGUGUGCUUUACAAACGGCGUCUGACGGGAAAAAUGGAGCUGGAAUAUAUCAAUUUCAAACCUAUCGCUCCGUCAUCCUGUUCGCCUCAACCCCAAGGUACCGAUGAAGAGCGGAAGUCGUUCCGCUCCAAGGGCAUACCGGUGAUCUUCCAGGACGAGCUAGAUGAAAAACCGGAGAUUGGUAACAAAUCGCCCGUAAUUCUGAAGGACGAAAAGCCACCACUGCUGCCCCCGUCCUAUAGCAGCACUAACAACGACGGAGAGAACGAAGAUGUCGAUGAGUAUGUGCCUCCGCCGGCUGUCAUCGUUGCGGGUCGGGAAUCGCGAGGCAAAUCCCCCGUCACGCCUUCGUACCGACGGCCGCCGCCUUACGUGUCCCCGUAAACCCCAAACCAUCGAGGAAGGAACGUCUCUUAAAAUCAUACGUCUUCGUUUCACUUUAAUUUUUAGUUUCGUUCAAUGGGAUAUUUCCCAUUUGGUUUACCAAUAACACACCAAAAAGGCGCAAACUGAUAAAACAAUCAGCGGUGGGAAAAGUUAUUGUAAGAAAGUAGGGCAUGCUCGAUGGAGUAGUAUAUGCAUUCAAAUUUUUUAUACAGCGUGUGUUCUUUUCCAAUUUUCACAUAAAUAUUACACUACCCACUGCUGCAAGCAAGUGUGCAACGCACGAUUGCUAGUGAAAGGCGUGUGACAACGGUAAACAGAAAACCGAGUGAACGGGAUCAACCGAAGAGAGGUUGACGAGAGGGCGCAAAGAGUUUGAAGAGCGUUCAAUUUAUAGUCAUUGACAAAGAGUUCGAGUAGUGCUUGGAGUAGUAUGUGUAGUAGUCUUAAAUUUUAAGUUCCGCCGAAGAAUGCUUCUAACCUCGACCUACGAAGCACGAAGCAAACAAAAAGAACGACCCGUAAUAGGCCAUCAUGGCCACCAUUAACCAGCCAGUUUUCAGCACAUUACUUUUGUCUACUUUUACAAUUCGUCGUCUAGUAUCGUAGGCGUGCUGUAUUACAUCGUGUGGGCCAUUGGCAAAUAUUGCCAUCUAUGUUUAUUUAUCCUUCCGAGUCCUGUUCGGCUUUCUUGUCGAGCGUGGAAUUAGCAUUAGCGUUUGUUCCUUCAUGAAGUACUCAUAACUAACCGUUCCCGUUCGUGACGGGACGGGACAGCGCACAAUCAAAUGUGGGAGAGACAAAGACAUGUUGUGUAACCACGGACAUAAAGACGAAAAACAGGGAACUUUUCCCAGCUCAAUAUUUUUGUAUAGCCACUGUGCGCCGAACAAAAGAAGUGAUGAAGAAGUAACAGCGUUCGCUCUAGAGACAUUCUUUUCUUCCAGCAUAGCGACAUGACAGCCGAAAACCAUCUGCACCUCCCUCGAAUCAUAAUUCUAAUGAGCUUAAAUAACAUCUGAUCUGAACCGGUCACAUACGAUAGAAUGAUAUUGCGCACGAUAGACGAGACAAACGCUAGAGACCUAGAGGCGAAGAAGGAACGUUUCUAGUGUUCUUUAUAGCAGCAGCAAAGUCUUUGAAAUCCAUUAAAGAAGAAGUACAGCAUUUUACAGGAAUCAUUUCACGAUAUGAAUGCGAAAAGAAAAUGAGGUAAAUGAGGCCUCGCCCCUGCCAUAAGCACACAGUUGCUGACAGAUUUCUGCUAAAUCUAAUGCCAUAGCUAAUGAAAAAAAAGACCCGCAAACGUCAUUUCUUGAUCGGAAAUGAAUAAACAAGCAUGGAUUGUUGAUCUCAGCAUUUCGAAGAAAGUUUUGGAUUUACGACAAUCGCUGGGUUUGCAUUAGAAACUGAUUGUGGCAAAUGUGUCACAAUUUAGUCGAAUUGAAAUGUAACCCAAACGCGGUGUUUGUAACAUUUCGAAGACAUUUUUUUAUUUGUAUUUUCAUAAACGCUACACUACACGGUUGACAUGUAAAAAACGAAACGAUUCGUUCGUGUCCCAAAGAAGAUACAUUUUAAUCCAAUUCCCUAUGGUUUGAAAAUCAUGACUGCAAAGACACGUGUUUUUUUACUUUCACUCUCGUGACAAAAAACCCCUUUUGCAAAUAGAAUCGAGAGGCAGUUACUGAAUCAAACAAUCUCACCUCUGGCUGAACUCUGGGGAACUCAAGGGCAGAUUAAAUCGGUUGAUUGACUUAUCGGAGAUCCGAAUGAAGUGUACGCGUUUUUGCACAAUAUAUUGGUCAACAUUACUUACGUACUUUGUUUUCAUCAACAACACUAAGAAUGUAAUUAAUGCGAAACCGCACUUUCUGUGAGGUAUAAAUAGGUAAGCAGCAAAAUUAAACAGUUAAAAAAGCGUGUAUCGUUUGAUUGGAAAACUCAUUUGCGUGAAACAACCAGGAUUCUGAUUCAAACGUAAUUGAUUUAUAGUAAAUUCUUCAAGCGAGCGAAUCUAAUAGUUCACGAUAGCAAUAUGUGAAUUAAUAGAUUCAGAAAAUAGGCUUACUGUUGAAAUAUAAAAAAACACGGCACACAUGCAAGCGUAACAGUCCUCGUUGCACGUUAAACGUGGAUACCAACGCAAACGUAGUAGAGUGCAGGAAGUGAAUUUAGUUAGUGCUCUGUGCGAUGAAGUGCACGAAAACUCAGUAGUAAAUAUACAUACAGAAAGGAGUAUGAAUAUGUACUAGUAUAUAUUUAAGAGAAUCGAAUCCAUACGCAGGAAAAACAGACGAAGUCUAAAAAUACACAACCAUACCUUCUACAUCAUUUGAAAUUAGAAACUGCAGCAAAGGAUGUGAAAUGUUUGGAGCAACAGUUCGAAACACAUUGAGCUAAGUUAAGAGAAAAUAUAACGAAAAUUCGUGCAUGAAGCAAGAAAUUCGAUAACCAAAUUGUAAAUUUUUUUAAUAAAACCAAUGUAAAAUUUA
Anopheles cruzii is the source of this 5450-nucleotide messenger RNA. RefSeq lists its product as uncharacterized. The record is from RefSeq and is a predicted model, not a curated record. Gene Ontology annotation, cellular component: dystrophin-associated glycoprotein complex; sarcolemma; dystroglycan complex. Gene Ontology annotation, molecular function: calcium ion binding; laminin binding. The transcript is spliced from 13 exons. NCBI's taxonomy places the organism in Eukaryota, Metazoa, Arthropoda, Insecta, Diptera, Culicidae. Bases 1 to 2955 code for a protein of 984 amino acids. Gene Ontology annotation, biological process: nerve development; axon guidance; muscle attachment.